Bombus pascuorum is the source of this 5515-nucleotide messenger RNA. RefSeq names its product leucine-rich repeat transmembrane protein FLRT3-like. The transcript is spliced from 7 exons. NCBI's taxonomy places the organism in Eukaryota, Metazoa, Arthropoda, Insecta, Hymenoptera, Apidae. Bases 1720 to 3966 code for a protein of 748 amino acids. Gene Ontology annotation, molecular function: protein binding. Gene Ontology annotation, cellular component: plasma membrane. The record is from RefSeq and is a predicted model, not a curated record.
CAUGUAGAUACAUUUUAUGAAUAUAUUUGUGAGUUGUAUGAAAAAUUUUGAAAUUUCGUUAGCACUGUAAUGAAACUCGAGCAUCAUGAUGGUGCUGGUAAAGCUUGAAAUAAAUCUGAAAAUGUACAUACACGUUUCUGCUGCAAGAUAUCGCAUAUAUGGUUCGUACAGAUUACAAAAAUAUUUAAACGGUCAAGUAUUUAUUGUAUUAGUAAGCAUCAAUAUUCAGUGAGAUAAGAUGAAUAUGCAUUUCUAUACGUAUACUAAUUUCUUACUGAAUAUGUAUAUAUUAGUAAUAAAUAUCUUGUAACUUCUAUGUGAAUUUUCAGAUUGAUUUCAAAUUUUACGAAUAUAAUUAUGACGUGUUUCGUUAUAGCGCUAAUAAAAUUGCGGAACAUUUUAUGUAAGGAUCCAAAUACUUUCGCAAGUCACUGUAUUUCUGUUUGCGUUUUAUACUGUUUUUAUACAAGAAUUUGAUAUUAUCGACGGACAUGUUUUGUAUUGUAUAUCCACGGAUUAAAACGCGGAGAAUUAGACGAUGACUCAAGCAUGCAAUUGUCUGCUUGUUAUACUUUAUUAUCGAAAGAAAAAUAUAUACAGAUUUAUGUAAUAUUUCUUUAAUAUCCCUUUUUAUGAAAAUUCUACUUGAUCUCUGGAUAGUCAGAAACCAUAUUUAACUCGUUGAUGUUAUUCACCGUGAAUAAUUCUCUCGACGCUUAUUACAAAUUAUAUAACUGUCAUCAACUAUUGCAAUUAUACAUGGCAUGUGUAAGCACAUGCAUUGUAGAAAUCGUUGUAAUUAUCUCUUCUGAUACAAAUCUAACACGGUUGUCAAGUACAUAUUGUCAAACAUAUAAGUAUUUAAAGACAAAAUACUUAAAAGUGAACGUAUAAAAGGUAACGCCAACAAUCGUACAAUUAGUUUAGUCGGUUCCUUACUUCGCUAGGACAUUCAACAUAAGUUUUGAAACAUGAAGAAUUCAGCGUUUCUUGCUUCGUUUAUCCUCUAUUGCGGUCUUUUCAGUCAAAAUGUAAUUGUGUCACACGCGAAACAUCCACCUUUUCCUCCAGAAAUAAUACACGAUUGUAUGGAUCGUGAAAACAUAACAACUAAAGAAUUGAUGAUACUUGAUAGUUCACCGGUUGAGACAAUCAAAUUAAUAGGCGGAAAUAUGGAAGACUUCAGAAAUAUCGGAUGUUUCUUAGCUUGCGCCUUCCAACAACAUGGCGACAUGUCAGGAUCUACUAUGAAUGUACAAACAAUGAUAGAUCGUAUGCACGGAAUGCAUCACGAUCACAGAGAUCCCAAUCCGUUUUUCGCUAACGCCUUGCAAACAUGUGCAGAUUCGCUUGGAGAAACAGAUGACGAAUGCGAAGCGGCUCUUACCUUCCACAUAUGCUUGAUGGAAGCUUUCCAUAAUAAACCCUAAAUCAAUUUAUAUUUUAUCUAUUUCGAUGUGUCUACUGCGAUAGUGGAAACUUGUUAAAAAUUUAUUUGAAUUAGUAAACUAUUAAAUUAGCAAGCAAUUGAAAAGGAUAGUUGAUAAUUUAUGCAACCUUUCUCCCUAAGAGUCCCAGUUCAAAUAUAUCUAAUAAUGCGUGUGAUAAAAUUAAUCAAUUCGAAACGUAGAUACGAUUGCCAUGCGUCCUAAUACAAUUGGAUUACGUUUCUAGAUUCGUCACAUAGUCACGACUAUCGUUUCGCGGUGCAGUAUCGACAUGUUCGCUAAAAAAUUAAAAAUUUCCUCCACCUUGGUUUCCAGAUCUCAGGACUUACUGAGUUUUGGAUGGCGAAAGCUUCUAGUGCCCAUGUCGUUGUUUGGAGUCAUUGCACUUUUAUUCUGCUUGUGCUACAUAUUUUGGGAUACGGUGGAUUAUAAGAUAAUGGAGAACAACAUUUUCAUCCAAGAUCUAAAUAGCGCUAUAAAGAAAAAUUCAACAUUGUUCCAACAAAGUUUGAAUGGCACUAUGCAACAGAAAACCGGCAAGACUUAUUGUCAAACUGGUCCAUCAUGUAAUACAAUAACCUGUUCGUCUAUCCCGCAAAAUUCUGGAACAGUGGUGUCAGAGUUCAUCGAAAACAAUUUCAAGGCUAUCUGCAAGGAUACAACAUCCGUGAAAUUGUCACUUAUCAAAUGCAAAUUCCCCGAGAACAUGCUUCGAAAGAAUUGGCUGUGCACCAACUUGUCGAUCGAAGAGUUGACGUUCGAGCGCUGCUUCCUCAGCAAAAUAGAGGAUAACGCGUUCUCGUCGUCCAUUUAUGAACAGACGAAGAAGAUCUCCAUGAUUAACAACGAACUGGUCUCUUUGCGCAAGGCGAUGUUCCGUCACCUUAAAAUGUUAGAGGUGCUGAGUAUUAACGAAAAUAUCGUCAAGUCGGCUGAAUUUAAUUUGCUCGAAGAGGUGGCGGGUUCUUUGACCACGCUGGACCUGCGCCAAGCCAUCGACGAUCGAAAGGUACUUCGAAACAUAACGGGCGGAAACGCGUUGUCAAAGCUUGAAUUAUUGUCUUUAUGGGGGAACUCCAUAUCCGUAAUCGAUGCUGAAUUGUUCGUCGGUGUGCCAAUGGUGAAAUCGCUUUAUCUGCACGCCUCGAAGAUUGAGACAGUGUCGCAAGAUACUUUGCAACCGAUGGCUUCAUCUAUAUCGCAAAUAACGCUGUACAGCAACAAUAUUGUUUCGUUGCCGCAAGGACUGCUAGACCACGUGGUUGAUUCGAAUAAAUGUUUCGGUAUGUUUAUAUACGACAAUCCUUGGCACUGCGAUUGUAGUUUAAAAUGGUUACAGGAUUUCAUGCAAAAUCAGUAUAUCUGUAUGGACCAGUCGAAUGUAGUACAUUUGGAUAGAAAAAUUCCGAUUUGUAAGACGCCUCAGGAAAAAGCUGGAAAGCCAUUUACAACAGUGGAUUUCUGUUCUCAGUCAACCACCAAUUCCACCAUAUCCACCACGACACUUAAAUCUACUAAACACGAUUGGACCCAAACUGCUACUAUUACUCCGACUAAAGGUAUAACCAAUCAAACCACCCAGACACCAGAUACAACCGAUAGGAUGGUCCACGUAAAUUGCAGUCUCACCUAUACAUAUAUACAAACUGCUAAUACACGCAAACUGUUAUCCAGCGAUGUUCUUCAGUUUCCUCCGCGAUUUCCCCAUUUCUACGUCUCGAAGAUCUCAGACCGCAGCAUACUCGUGAAUCUGCCCGACCUGAACAAGGAAAUCACGCUGCUCUGGUUCGACAACAAUAACGUCGACAGCUCGCUCGGCUGUGCAAAAAAUGUGAAGUACUCUUAUCUGCUGCAGAAUAUCGAUUCGCAGGCAACGUAUACGAUCUGUUUGCUCGACGAUAACGGGAACAACGUAUCACCGUUGAACUGUUUGGCUGUAACUACUAGGCCCACUUACGAGUACAGGACUUGGUUGACGAACGCAGACAAGAGUUUGGUCUUCCCUCUAUUGAUAUCGUCGUUGAUUCUACUGUUCUUCGUCGGUGCUUUCCUCUCAUUCUUGCUGAUAAGGCGAUACCCAACGCUGCUUCGCGGUAACAAACGGAUCAUGUUGGUGAAACGCAGGAACGUGGAUGCCAUUGUACUUCCAAAGGGCGUCGAUAUGGAUGAGGAGAAACAGAGAAAAUCAAUCUCCGUUUCUUACGUUAGCAAGCUUUACGAGGAUGGCUACGUUACGCCUUUGCCUCCGGAGAGAACGCUGCUUCCUCGAAGAUCGAGAAUAUCUAGAACAAACUCUCAAAGCGACAGAAAUAGUUACGUGUCAGAGAUUGAGACAAUAGAGUCGCAACUAGCUUUUUGGAAAAUGAAGAACGAGCUGGAGAAACAGAAAUCAAUUGCUCCUCCAUUACCACCACAUCCUUCCAACUUAAUUCCUUCCGUCUCUUGGGGAAUAGAAUCAAAGGACGACCGUGAUUACGAAGUAUUUAAUUUAAAUUCCGUAAUACCUGAUGCCUAUUAGAUCAUUAGCCAUUUUACAACAAUUGAGUAAUGAUAUCAAAGUCGUUUACUGACACAUACUACAUAUUUUGCAAUGUGAAGUUACACAGUUGAAUCUCUUCUCAUUGGAUCGAAUUUUGUAAAAUUUGGCUACCGGCCGAGAGGUACGCGUGUCAAUGUCAAUUUCAAUGAUCAUGUAUAAACAAGAAGAUUGAACCACUAGACGAUGUCGAUAAUUGGAAAUAUAUAUAUAUAUCUUAAAUAAAAUUUUAGUUUAAUUUAUGAAACGUAUUUCGUUCUAUUAUCGUUCCUUGUAUCAUUGCAAAAAUGUUUGUUCUAACGUCGAUUAUUAUCAUUGGCCAGUCUCUGUCGUUUAUUUUUGAUGAUUAGGUCAGUAGUUCGGCGUAGCACGUCGAAGCUCUAUCUGAUUGGCUAAGGAGGUCAGUCAGCUUCGUGUUUGCUUCUUAGAAGCGGCUGCCAGCUCGAGCUUUUUUACUACCACGAGUAGCUGGCAAUCCACUGCAAUUCUCUAAAAGGACGCAAUGCCAAUAUCAAACCACUGUACUGUUGGAGCACACUGCAAUCAGUAUAACUGUUUGCGUGUUCGCCCACCGAGUGCCGUGGAAAUGACCGGCUAUACGCAAUGGCACGUCACUAGCUUUCUACGUGUACUGCCAAUAGCAGUUCCGGAUUUGCGUGAGCUUGACAUUGCCAAAUGAUGUAACACCAUACCUAACACGUCCCAUUUCUCCCUUUGUGAUAAAUCGACUUCUUCGCACCCCGAUGAACCACGAUCGAAUACAUUUUCUAUUGUUUUUAUCUCUAUUGCGAAUUAAUCUCAUUCUUUCGACAUUUUCCUUCUUUUUUUUUUUUUUGACAUUAAAAUUAAUCUAUGAAAUACAAAUAUUUGAUGAAUUAUUGUUAUAUUUAUAUUCAAUCAAUUAGAUAUAUACUGAUUCUAUUAUAUAUGCUAAUAAAUUUUUAUAUUUAUUUUGUUAUUAUAUCUUAUAUAUCCUUGAUAGAAAAUUGUAAUUACUGUCCUGCGAAUGUUUGUCUAUUUUAUACGGUGCAGAAAUGACUGGAAUGCAUAAUAUUUUAUGAAAUAUACGAAAUACUUAAAGUAAAAUAUUAUAUUCACUAUACAUACAUGAUAUCUAGGGGAUGAAAUGAGUUCCUAUAAUAUUUAUGUUCCAUUUCUUUAAGUAUGUUCAUAAAGAUAUGAAUUAACAUUAACAGCCAUAAUCUACUAAUCAUAAUGUAGGAAGAUUUCUUUUUUCUCUCCUUUUCGCAAUUUUUCAAUUUCAUUUUUUCAAUCUCUCAAUUAUAACAAAAUUUAUUUGAUUAGCUUCUUCAUUAUAUCCUCUAGCAGGAAACGACAACGACAAAGGUAUUGGAUAAUAUGAAUCUUGAUUUAAAAUACAAAAAUCAUAUAAAUGUAAAUUUCAACAAUUCCACAAAUCAAAUGUGGAAGAAUAGAUUAGGAAGAUUAAUAUUGGCAAGGUGUAUGUGUUAUUAAUAACAUGUAAACAAGAUGAAACAAUAAGGAAAAAACAAUCGAUUUAAACGCCGAU